Messenger RNA from Lagopus muta (rock ptarmigan), 2349 nucleotides. It is a transcript of the gene PMEL, whose product is annotated as premelanosome protein. Lineage: Eukaryota; Metazoa; Chordata; Aves; Galliformes; Phasianidae. The record is from RefSeq and is a predicted model, not a curated record. Gene Ontology annotation, cellular component: melanosome. Gene Ontology annotation, biological process: melanosome organization.
GGGUCCCUUCUUAUCCCCCCGCAGCGGUUGCCUUCGCCUCUCCCGGAUCCGGAGCGCAGGGAGCAUGCGGUUUCAAGGGGCCAUCGUGCUGCUGGCGGCACUGCUGGCCCUGGCCACGGCACAGCAGCGAGGCGGCGGCCGGAGCCGCGGUGGCUUUCAGGGCCCGGUGUGGGCCGGCCGCCCGGCGCCGUUCCGGAGCUGGGACGCAGCGCGGUACCGCCCGUGGCAGGAGGGGAGAGCGCAGCAAAGCGACUGCUGGCGAGGAGGCGACGUCACCUUCGACAUCAGCAACGAUGCUCCCACCAUGGCGGGCGCCAGGGCCACCUUCUCCAUCGCGCUGCGCUUCCCCAGCACGCAGACGGCGCUGACCGACGGCCGCGUGGUGUGGAGCCAGAACUGCACCGUGAAUGGCACCCGCGUGGUGCAGGGGGAGCCGGUGUUCCCGGAGCAGCUGGCCGAGGGCUCGGAUGGUGUCUUCCCCGACGGGCAGCCCUUUCCCCGCAGCGCCUGGGGCAAACGUGGGAGAUUCGUCUACGUCUGGUGGACGUGGGGGCGUUACUGGCAGGUGGUGGAUGGAGCGGCGUCGCAGCUGACAGUGGGGACGGACGGUGUGGCCCUGGGCUCCUACACCAUGGAGGUGGUGGUUUAUCACUACCGUGGCCGACAGAAGUUCAUCCCCAUCGGCCACGCCAGCACGCAGUUCAGCAUCACCGACCAGGUGCCCAUUGCGGUGGACGUGACGCAGCUGGAGGCGGCAGCGGGGGACGGCGGGCGCUUCGUGCGCAACCGCCCCGUGGCCUUCAGCGUGCGGCUGCACGACCCCAGCCAUUACCUGCGUGAUGCUGACAUCUCCUUCUCGUGGGACUUCGGGGACCAGAGCGGCACGCUCAUCUCCCGCAGCCCCACCGUCACCCACACCUACCUGCAGGCCGGUUCCUUUGCCGCCCGCCUGGUGCUGCAGGCAGCCAUUCCGCUCAGCUCCUGCGGCACCUCUGCACCCCCAGUUGUGGAUCCCACCACCGGGCCGGCGCCUUCCUUGGGACCCACGGCCACGCAGCCUGCAGGGCCCACGGGAUCCGGCACCGCCCGCGCAUCCAGCACCGCCGCAGCACCCGGGACCACCGCAGCACCUGGCACUGCAGCAGCACCCGGAGGCUCCGGGGCACCAGCAGAACCCACGGGGGUCUCAGUGGCCGUGCCCUCAGACGGUGCUGCCACCGAGCCCAUCCCCGACCCGGUGCUCAGCACUGCAGUGCCCGGUGCAGCAGCCGGUACAGACCCGACUGCAGACCCCCUGCCCCCCACCUCAGUGUCCUCAGGUGGGGACGCUCUGGGCACUGUGGCCCCCACAGCAGUGGAGGGAAGCGUGACGGCAGGUGUGGGGACAGCAGGGGACGUGGCCGCAGCCACCCCUGGAGCCACCGCUGCGGACACAGCUGUGGACACAGCUGCAGCCACGGAUGGGGACGCAGUUGGACCCACAGCUGCAGCUACAGCUGAAUCCAUAGCAGAUCCCACAAGCUGGAGCCAACAGCCGUUGUCCUCUGGCAGUGCCACGGCUGGAGCCACAGCGGAGCCACUGCUGCUGGUGAAGCGCCAGGCGCCCGAGGCUGAGCCCAGCGGCUGCGUCCUGUACCGCUAUGGCAGCUUCUCCACUGAGCUCAACAUCGUCCAGGGCAUCGAGAGCGUGGCCAUCGUGCAGGUGCUGCCCGCGGAGCCUGAAGGCAGCGCAAACAGCGUGGAGCUGAUGGUGACGUGCGAGGGGAGCCUUCCCGAGGAGGUGUGCACCGUGGUGGCGGACGCCGAGUGCCGCACAGCGCAGACUCAGACGUGCUCAGCCGUGGCACCGGCGCCGGGCUGCCAGCUGGUGCUGCGCCAGGACUUCAACCAGUCCGGCCUCUACUGCCUCAACGUCUCGUUGGCCAACGGCAACAGCUUGGCUGUGGCCAGCACCCGUGUGGCUGUCGGAGGAGCGUCCCCAGCUGCCGGUGGCACCACGCUCACCGUGGGGCUGCUGCUCAUUGCUGCUGCUCUGGGCACGGCUGCCUACACCUACCGCCGUGUGAAGUACAGCCCACUGCUGCCCGCAGCCCCCCCAGCCCCCAGGCCCCACAGCUGGCUGCCCCCUGGUGCUGCCCUGCGUCUGCUGCUGCGCCAGGCUUUUGGGGGGGCUCCCAGUGGAGAAAGCAGCCCCCUGCUGCGUGCCAACACUGUCUAGGGGAGGGGGAGGGGGGUCUGCAUCCCACCCCCCAGUACAGAGCCCCCUGCCUGGCCCGAGCCCCCAGGAACCGGGGGGGAUGCGAGUACCGGCUGCUAAUAAAGACUCAGCUCAGCUGUGCUCCGUCUGUU